Prunus armeniaca (apricot) is the source of this 2841-nucleotide messenger RNA. The record is from the annotation of a GenBank genome assembly. Lineage: Eukaryota; Viridiplantae; Streptophyta; Magnoliopsida; Rosales; Rosaceae.
AUGUUGAGUGACAAAGAAGAGGCUGUGCUAAAAUUGGAGGGUAUGGAAUCUGGCUCUACCCGCGGGUCAGUUGUCAAUCAUGUGGUUAUUCAAAGUGAUGCUUCAAACGUACCAAAUACCGUAAAACUCAAUGGAUCAAAUUACCCUCUUUGGUCCAAAGUAUUAGAGAUGCAUAUUGCUGGGCGUGGAAAAAAAGGGUUCGUGACAGGGAGUAUUAAGGAGCCGAAUGAAGACAGUGCUGACUAUGAUGCUUGGGAGACUGAGAAUGCAAUUGUGAAACGAUGGUUGAUUAACUCCAUGGAUCCUAAUAUCAUGGGUUUUUUCAUUCAUCUUCGUACUGCUCAAGAAGUAUGGGAAGAAGUUGCCAGGAAGUAUUAUGAUGGAUCUGAUAUCUCUCAGAUUUAUGAAUUGAAGAGAAGACCAAUCAAGAUGGAGUGUGCUCGUGACUUGAAGACACUUCGAGGAGAAGUUCAACUAGACUGUGUGUAUGCCUUUUUAGCGGGCCUCAAUGAUAUUUUUGAUAAGGAAUUGAAGAAGAAGUUGCGUGCUAAAGAGCGUGCUUCUAGCAGAGCUAGUUUAAGGCAUCCACCUAUGGGUGCCGCAACAACUAGAAACAAAGAUGUCGUGCCUACUCAGGGGGAUCCAAGUUGGAUUCUGGACUCUGGAGCAACUGACCAUAUGACAUUUGAUAAACGGUCAUUUAAGUAUAUGACAACAGCACAUCAAAAGUGUGUUGCCACGGCAAAUGGCACCACUGCCGUGGUGACUGGGGCUGGCACAGUGGACCUCACGCCAUCUCUUUCUCUCCACCACUGUUUGCUUGUUCCAUUGUUGCUUCACCAUUUAUUAUCUAUUCCCCAAGUUACUGAGCAGUUGGAUUGUGUUGUACUUAUGUAUCCAUUUUUUUGUUUGCUUCAAGAUAUUCAGACCAAGGAGAUAAUUAGGCGUGGCACUAAGAGAGAGGGGUUGUACUAUGUGGAUGACGUCGUUCCUGGCAGAGCUAAUGCAGUUCAAGCAUCCCGUACUAGUCAUCUGCAAGAAGUUUGGUUGUUACAUUGUCGGUUAGGACAUGUUUCUUUUAGUUAUCUAAGGCAUAUGUUGCCUAGUAAGUUUCAUGAAAUAAAUGAAUCAGACUUACAUUGUGAAGUAUGUAUUCUUGCUAAGAGCCAUCGUGCUUCGUUUCCUUCUAGUAAGAAUAAAAGCUUGCUUCCGUUUGAGCUUGUGCAUUUAGAUGUUUGGGGGCCUUCACCCGUUAAUAUAGUUUUAGGAGUUAAGUGGUUUGUUACGUUUAUUGAUGAUUGCACUCGUAUGAAAUGGGUGUAUUUGUUGAAAAAUAAGAGUAAUGUAAGUGCAAUUAUUCGGUCUUUCUCUCAGAUGGUGGCUGUUCAAUAUUCCUCUGUUAUUAAAGUUCUUCGUACUGAUAAUAGGGGAGAAUAUGUUAACUCUGAGCUUUCCAAUUUUUUCCGUGAUCAAGGAAUUUUCUGUGAGACAACUUGCUCAUGCACCCCACAACAAAACGAGGUCGUUGAUAUGAAAAACCGUCAUAUUUUGGAAACUGCUCGUGCCAUGCUUAUUGAUGGGUCUGUUCCAAAGAGUUUUUGGCUAGAUGUCAUCUCCUAUGUUGUGUAUGUUAUCAAUCGCAUGCCCUCUCGGGUCGUAGAAUUUCGUACUCCACUCCAAGUGUUGACGGAGCAUGUUCCGAUUGUUUCUACCAAUACACUCACUCCUCGAGUGUUUGGAUGUUACAAGUGUUACCACCCUGCCACUCAUCGCAUAUAUAUCACCAUGGAUGUGACCUUUUCUGAGUAUGAAUAUUUUUAUACUCCCAUUUCACCACCUUUCGAUCACAAGGGGGAGAGUUCUAAUUGUGAUCUGGAUGGUGUUCUCGAAUGGUUGGUUGUACAAGAGGAAACGUCUUCAGGGGGAGGUCUCACCGAACCUACUCCAAGUAUCCCACAGCUUCUCAUCGAAGAAGAGACUGCUAGUCCAUGUAUUGGUGCUGCCAAAGGGAAGUGCAGUGGUCAUCAACCAACUAUUACUGAAGCUUCCUCCCCUCUCUCUAGCUCAACAAUGUCGUCGUCCAACGCAUCUUCUCUGGAUAUCCCUGAGGUUCUCUCCAAAAGGAAAAUACCAACUCGGGUAGAAGACGCUUUGAAGAGUCGAGAAUGGACCAAAGCAAUGGAUGAAGAGAUGAGGGCAUUACAGAAAAAUAAUACUUGGGAAGUAGUUGAGCUGCAAAAGGGAAAGAAACCAGUUGGGUGCCGAUGGGUUUUUACGGUGAAAUACAAGGCUGAUGGAUCACUUGAUAGGUAUAAAGCAAGGUUGGUGGUGAAAGGGUAUACUCAAACGUAUAGAGCUGAUUACCAGGAAACUUUCUCUCCCGUGGCUAAGAUGAAUGCGGUACGAGUCCUUAUCUCACUAGCUGUAAAUUUGAACUGGCCACUGAAACAGUUUGAUGUAAAAAAUGCAUUUCUUCAUGGAUAUCUGGAGGAAGAAGUGUAUAUGGACUUCCCUAUAGGGUAUAGCAACGGAGGGAAAAUGGGAGUGUGUCGAUUGCGGAAGUCCCUUUAUGGGCUUAAGCAGUCACCACGUGCAUGGUUUGGGAGGCUCACUCAGGCUAUGAGAAAAAAUGGGUAUUAUCAAAGUCAUUCUGAUCAUACUUUAUUUGUGAAGCGGAGAAACGGUAAAGUAACAGCCUUGAUUAUUUACGUAGAUGAUGUGAUAAUAACAGGCGAUGAUUCUGAUGAAAUUGUCAAACUGGAGAAGAACCUUUCCAUUGAGUUUGAGAUGAAGAGUUUAGGUGACUUUAAGUAUUUCCUUGGUGUGGAAGUUGCUCGUUAG